AUGAAUAGUGUUUUUGACGUGAUUUUCAGAGUGGGUAAACUCAACCUGGUGGACCUGGCUGGUAGCGAGCGUCAACGCAAGACUGGCGCAUCAGCUGAUCGUCUCCGGGAGGCGGCUAGAAUCAACCAAGCCCUAUCAUCGCUGGGGAAUGUCAUAUCCGCCCUUGCUGAGAACAGCCCGCAUGUGCCUUAUAGGGAUUCGAAGCUGACUCGAAUCCUGCAAGAUUCUCUAGGUGGGAAUAGUAAGACAAUUAUGAUAGCCAAUAUUGGUCCAGCAUCAUACAACUACGACGAGACUGUUACUACGCUAAGAUAUGCCCAUAGAGCUAAAGCAAUCAAGAACAAACCAGUCCGCAAUGAAGAUCCGAAAGAUGCGAAACUACGGGAAUAUCAGGCGGAAAUCGAAAGACUGCGGUCUCUCAUCGAACAACGAAAAGCGAUUGAUAAACGGAAAAAACCACCACGAAUUCGCACGAAGGCCACACCACAGGACUCUGAGGAAGAAACAGCCAGUCUGAAAAGCGAGCACAUUCUAGCAGAAUCAACAAUAGAACAAGAGAAGACCAAAACGGAAGAACUGGAGCAGCAAAUCCAGGCGUUAGAGGACCGAUUAGUCCAGGGUGGUGGGGGGAAAGAUCUCCUCAACAACUUGAAUGAAAGCCAAGUUAUCCUCCAACAGAGGCACAUGGAGAUAACAGAGAGGAAGAAGAGGGAGAUAGAGAUGCAGCAGAAGAUAGAUUUGGAAGAAGAGACGACGGCGAUAGUUACGAAUACGUUCACAACUCUUCAACAGGAGGUCGAUCACAAAACCCAAAGAUUAAAGCGGUGCCUCGCGAAAUACGCCUCAUUACGCGAAGAAAUGGUAGAACAAAGGGAAGCCCACGACUCCGAGAGACGCGAGCAGGAAGCUCUGCAGGCGGCGUUGAUAGCGGAGUUGCGGCGUCGGCUUUUAUUGGCCGACAGCUUCGUCCCGGACGCGGGCAGACCCACCGUCAUGAGGCUUAGAUAUAAUGAUGAUGCUGAUGGCUGGGAGCUGCCUCAGAGCGGCGCCGAGCCCCUAUCAGUCCGUCCAGUAGCGACCCCAGGUGCGAGAAGACCCCACUCAGCGACCGACACCAAUACCCCAAGACGUCGUUCUGAGAAUUUACUGGACUUACGGCCCAUACCCCUGCCAUCCACAGUGCGGAACUACCCCCCGCAGAGGCCCCAGACCACCAUCACCAAGGUGCCUUUUAAUAAGGUACCCAUGAAUAAGUCAGUGGAAGUUCCAGUUAAAAAGGAAGUGCCGGAAACACGUCGCGUCAGCGGAAAGCCUAGACCACCAUCCGCAUUACAUAGACUUGGUACCGCUGGUGUGCGGUAG
Messenger RNA from Pieris macdunnoughi, 1362 nucleotides. The record is from the annotation of a GenBank genome assembly. NCBI's taxonomy places the organism in Eukaryota, Metazoa, Arthropoda, Insecta, Lepidoptera, Pieridae.